AAGCCGAAGGGAAAAAAGGAAAGAAAAAUAAGGAUGGGAAGGCCGGAGAAGGAAGGGAGGUGUAUGAGGCAUCCAAUCCACAAGCACUCCAAUGGCGUCUGCCCAUAUUGCCUCUACGAUAGGCUCUCCGAUUUCUCCACCUCGUCUUCCUCAUCCACCAACAAAUCUGCUUCCUCAACUUCCUCCUCCACUGUUUAUUAUUCUUCUUAUGAUUCCGAGCUCUCUUCCAUGGAUGUGUCCCCCCCGCAUGAGAAACUCAUGGCUGAGAGUAUGUUGAAGCAGUUAGAGAUGUUGAGGAAGAGCAAGUCUGUAGGUUUUGAUAAGGAAGCAGAGCGGGGGCAGGAGGAGGAAAAGAAGAAGAUGGGGAAGAAAGGAAGGUUUUGGAUUAGGUUUAUGAUGGGGGGAGGUGGGAGGAGAAAGCAGAGGGAAGUUGGGUUGUCUCAUUCGAAAACCAUGAAGGAGAAGUCUUCUCACAAGUGGACUAAUUUCUUCUCUUAGCCAAGCUUUUUUAUUUUAUAGGUUGUGAUUGAAGCUGCAAGUUGUUAAAUUUGGGUUUUGAAAGCUGUUAUUUCAGGAUUAAUUUCUGGAAAAAAACUAAAGUGUAAAUUUUGAUUUGAAUAAGAUGAUUUUGCACCAUGAAAGCAGGAAAAUUGGCCCAUGUUGAUGCUUUUUUU
Messenger RNA from Phalaenopsis equestris, 674 nucleotides. RefSeq names its product protein AF-9-like. The record is from RefSeq and is a predicted model, not a curated record. The transcript has 2 exons. Lineage: Eukaryota; Viridiplantae; Streptophyta; Magnoliopsida; Asparagales; Orchidaceae. The coding region runs from base 34 to 498 and encodes 154 amino acids.